CGUGUCCACGACCGUGCCGUCGUACGAGGGUGCGCCUUCAGGCAGGGUGACCGGCUCUCCGCGGGAGAGGGGGGCGGGUGAGAGAAGGACAGAGGGAAAAUUGUCGUCAUCCCCUUCGUGGUGCCGUUCCUCGGGGGCGCUCGCUCGCUCGCCCGCUCGCUCUCUCUCGCCGUCGUCUACGCGGGACCACCGAUGCAGACCUUACGGAAAAAAAACAGUCCGUGCAAGUUCAAAAAUGACCCAACCCGGUUCCUUGGGGAGGGCGUGUCGUUCAAGGCGAAGCUGAUCGGUAUUCUGGAGGUGUCGGAAGCGCGCGGUGACCGGAUGUGCCAGGCGGCCUUGGCUGACCUGAAGAUGGCGAUUCGCGCCGCCGGCGAGCACAAGCAACGAAUCGCCGUUCAGGUCAGCAUAGACGGGCUCCGUUUGAGGGACGAAAAGACGGGGGACUGCCUGUAUCACCACCCGGUGCAUAAAAUAUCGUUCAUAGCUCAGGACAUGAGCGAUUCGAGAGCCUUCGGGUAUAUUUUCGGGUCACCGGACACCGGGCAUCGAUUCUUCGGCAUCAAGACUGACAAAGCGGCGAGUCAGGUGGUGAUAGCGAUGCGGGACCUGUUUCAAGUAGUGUUCGAGCUGAAGAAAAAGGAGAUUGAACUGGCGAAACAGCAGAAUGCCCUUAAUGCGAUUAAAUUCCACACCGGCGGUAUUUUCGUUGAGUCGGCACCCGACACUAAGGGCGCAGCAGGCACCGAGUCAUCGUUUCAUCGUAUUCGCACGAUGAACUGCGAGGUCGACAAAACCGCCGAUCGCAAGAACGAGGCGCAGAGCGGCGUGAUUGCGGAUUUGCUAGAUCUGCAGUUCGAGCUGAACUCGCUGCAGCAGGGCAUUCAUCAGUUGGACAAAAUUACGCCAGAAAAUCCCGUACUGUCUACCGACGAUCUAUUCGAGACCGAUCCGUUCGGUGAUUCUUUCGCGAACAUGAAGCUGCAGGACACAGUUCGUCCGAUUCUGCCACCGCCACCCUCCUCGACAAAGAGGGGGCAUUUAGAGCGACAGCAUACUGUACCGGCACCGCCCGCAUCAACCACUUCCAGUCCGGCGACAUUAGUUAGUAAGACGCCACCGCCGCAAAGCACAAUUCACUGGUUCAACAAGGAGGCCGAGGAUCUCUUCAAUGACAAAGAGAUCACGAACCUAAGUAAAAAUUCGAUGACGAAGGAUCAGGAGGACAGCUCGCUGGAGACCACGCCACGUAACAGUCAAACGAAAAGUCCGCAAAUCGACGUGUUUACGGAGUUGGAUCCCCUGGGGACCGGCCUGAUCAAACCUUACGUGGACAAGAAGGACUUCUUUCAGCACUUGAAAAAUCCACCGAAGAAGGUCCUCAAGGAUCUGGUGUCCACGAGUUCUACCGACAGUUUUCCGACCAACUUUAAUAUUACGACCAGCAUGGAAUCGACGAAAUCGCAGAACGAGAGGUCAUCGAGAGAAAGUGAGGACGGCAAUUUCGCCAAUUUCGAUCAAUUCGAUGAAAACGAGGCAGGCCAGUCCUCUCAGCAGAGAAUCGAUUCGCCACCGAAGAAAGAGACGGUCACGCGAUCGAUACAUCAUCAGCCUCUCUCGGUGUCUCUGCCACCGGAGGAGCCAACGGUAACCAAAGGAACCACUGCGGGGGGAAGCUCAAUCCUUUGCAGCAUGGAUAGAGAUUCGACGGAAUCGACACAGGGAUUGGUGAAGCUACCGAGUCCGAAGAAGUAUCUUCAAUCAGUGCGGAAGAGGGACUUCGAUAUCGAUUUGCCGGCCGGAAAAACGCAGUCCAUGGAGUCCAACAAGCAAUUCCCGGUGGACUUCUCGAUGACGAACGAGUCGCCAGCGUCGCCGUUACGGUCUUGCUCGUCGGAAGCGAACUCGCGUCUCUCCAGCUCGAGCGCGGAGUUGGAUCUAGUGCCGGAACCGCCGCCCAGGGGCGCGGGAAAUAUCCUAAUCAACCCGCCGCCUUUACCGCCGAAGAAGCAGGGGGCCCGUGGGGGCGCCAGGCCACCCCCCAGACCGCCGCACACGGAGGGACAUUUCCAGUACGACUUCCCACCACGCGAGACCUCGCCGUCGCCCACGAAAAUCGCGAGGGACAAGAACAAAAGCCCGCCGAGAGAACUCAAGGGUCAUCAGUUUGACGACAAUUUCAGCCCGCCCGCGCACAUACCCAGCAGAUCGGACUUUACGACCACUGCCUCCUUCGAGGAUUCCUUCAGCUCGAUAAUAUCGUCCACGACGUCGUUCUCGUCCGUUCCCUUCACCAGCAGCAGCGGCAGCAGUAGCACGGUCUCGGUCAAGGAUUCCAAGAAAACGAAACCGCCGCUCGACAUCACGCUCAGCCAACUGACAUCAUCAUGGACGAAUUUAGAUGAGUUAGCCUCCAGUCUCGGCAUGACGACCCAGGAACUGACGGGUCUGACUUUGACCCAGCUCACGCAAUGCUUGUCGACCCUAUCGACGAAGGAGACCGUCGCGGAGGAGACUACCAUUCCGUCGACGACAACAUCGACGACGGUGAAGGAGCAAACGGUACUGUCAAAACCUGCGACCUCGUCGCUGUCAUCAUUGGCAGCGUCGAAAUCGCUCGAGACGACAGUCGGAUCGAGUUUAAUCUCGUCCGCGUGCUCGGAGUCCUUCAAAGCCAAUUACGAAUCGGAGACAAAACAGGAUCCUACGUACGAUAAGUACGCAGUUUUUCGAGAAUUGUUAGAGUUGGAACAGAUGGAACAGAAAACGAAGAUCGAACAGCCACCUGACGAGAAUGAGGAAGCGCUUAGUGAAGACAGGCAAGAGUCCGACAAAGCGGACGUGCAGCUGGAAAUGCAGAUCAGCGAGAGCACUUCUAUAGCAUCAUUAGUAAAUUUGAACAUCAAAUUAUCGGUCAAGAGUGAAAAUUUGUUGAAGGAGGAAUCCACAACGAAGUCGAACGAAACGACGACUACCUCUCGCGCGAAUUUAGCGACAGAGAAGGAAAAAUCAAUGGACGAAGACAAAGACAUUGAAAAGGAAAGCGACGUGAUGGUGGACGCAGAUGUCACGUCUGAUUCGUCCACGGUCCAGCAGACCGAGAUAGAUGUUGAGGACGAUACGGAGAAGACGCAGACUAUCAUGGAGGCAGAGGAGAAGGGGGAAAAUUCCGAGAGGGGAAGCGACGCCAAUGGCACAUUGUCUGACAAGAUCGGCUCUGACAUUCUCAACGACGAGACGAACGGCUCGUCCGUGGCCGAGAGAUCCUCGACAGAGGUGAAAUCCUCGACCUCGACGUCGAGCGACAGAUACGCUGCCCUGCGGGAAAUCAUCGGCGAGCCGGAGCCGGUGCCGAUCAAGAAGGACGACGAGGAGUUGAUAGGCUCCGCCCGAGCGUCGCCGGUGGUGCAAUCUCAGCAACAGAUUCAGCAGUCGAGAAGCCUGGCUGAAGUGGAAUUGUUGAAUUUGUUCUCCGACCUGCCGCCACCGUCGAGCCCGAAUAUCUCGGCCAAGAAGGAUUCGGAGGACCUAAAGGCCGUAGCGAUGGACAUUUUCGAGGAGAUCAAGAUGCUGAACACCGGCACGCAUCGCGCCAAGGAAACCAAGCCACUGGCUUCGUCCUCGGGUUUUGAGGAUAUGUUCUGUCCGUUUGCGGAGACAACGCGAUUGGACAAGGACGACAGCAAGGAGGAUAGCAAUUGGGCCAAGUUCGACACGGGUGUCUUUGGCUCGUCCGACAAGUCUUCGUGCGAGGGGCAGCGAUCGAUAGGCGGCACUUCGCCCUGGUCACCGGACGGCAAGGAUUUCCACAGAGAGGUCCCGUUCAAAGGAAGCGGCGGUUACCGGCACUCGGGGGACAGCGACAACGAAUGGAAGGACGAGGAGGAGAGCGAGGAGAGCAACGGUAGGGCGCGUGGGGACGGCAGAUACUGGUCUAGUUUCCGGCAUCCGCGAUUCGACGCGCCCGGUUUCGAGGACAGGUCGUUUUACGAGGAUCCGGACAAGCGGGACCGUGCAAGCUUCCGCGACAAGAUGGGCAGGAAGUCACGCGGCGUACCGUGGACCAAGAGCGGCAGCGUUCAUCGACCGCGCGAUCCCUCGCCCUGGCACGAGGAGAGUCAGUGGGAGGACGAGGGUCCGCGGCGGUAUCCGCAUCGGAAAGUGCAGCCCUACAUGGACGACGAGGAGCAAUACGAGGCGCAUUGGAAGUGCCGUCCGAAGCCGCCGCCGCCGCCGCCGCGCAACUGGAGCCACGAUGUUCACGGUUCGUACUACGACGACGAGCGUAAGCGGAAACUGAUGCUGUGGAACGAAGAGGACCGUUUCGGCAGCAGCCAGGAGAGCAUGGGCUACGACGAGGAAGACCGAUGGAGCAGAAGAAGGUACGAGAGGAGACGAUGGGAGGAGGAUAACAGAACAUUCUGGGGUAGAAGAGGUCCCCCAGACGCCGACUACUCUAUGAGAGAGGCGUAUUACUACUAUCGCGAUAGCAGGGAGAGACCUCACGACUAUCCGUCCUGGGAUGAGGAGUACCCCCCGGAACGUCCGGGCGAUGAUUCGCCCAGGUACAAUCCGGCGGGCAGGAAGAGACACUGGCCGAAGAGACCCAACAGCGCGAACGACGGCCGCAACAGCGAUAUGAUUUAUGCGGACCCGCGCAAGUUCGGCGCCUCCAGGUCCGAGUGCAGCGACAACGACUCCGAUCCGUACCUGCGUCCCUCCCAACGCUCUAGAAGCCGUGAGAGUUACUGGGGCAGUGAUCAGGAAUACGACAGCUGGGUGGAACGACCGUACUGGUCCGAGGGCCCCGACUCGAAGAGCGAGACGAUGCACCGCAAGCGAAUAGCCAGGCACAAGACUCGACAGGUGCAGAAGACAACGCAGAGUCCAUUCGAGGACGAUUUCACGCAGAGCGUCGAGCACAUGGAGGCGUCCGGUCCGAGCGGCGCGGUAGAGCCGCUGGCGCCAGUGGACGCGCGUAUGCGACCGGACGCGGCUGAUCAGAAGCGGGAGCCGCCACCCGCGAGUCCGUCGUCUGGUAUCAGAGGCCCCAAGGAUCAUCAUCCCAGGCGAGAUCUCUCCGUGCGAGAGUACAGUAAACGGUCGAGCUACUUCGAGGACGACCUCACGCCCACGGCGAGCGCGUCCAGCGACGCGUCUGACCGACAGAGGUUGUCGUCCGAGCUCAAAGCCACCCCGGAGGAGCUGCCGUGCGACACCAAGGAUCCGCAGCCGCAGCAGCAGCAGCAGCAGCAGCAACAGUCCAUCGACGGUUUCACCUCCGAAGACAGCGGUCGCGAUUCCUUCUUCAACGGCGAUCUGAGGUUCGACGACGACGCCUUCGUCUUCAAGUCCGAGCUGGAAGACAAUGUGCCGGACCAUCGCGCCACUACGUUGCCGCUGAAGAACUCCAGGCAGGGGAAAUACGGACCGGGGAAUAAUAAUAACAAUAACAAGACGGCCAGGGGCGAUCAGUACAUCCGGAAGUCGGAGUCGGUGAAUAUCUUCGCGAGGGAGAACGAUCCGUUCGACGGCGACGAUUUCUUCAACUGACCUGUCAGGCGAUCGGCGAAAGUGAGGAUCGCUAAAAUCCCGCGUUGAGUUCGGUGACACUGGCGAUGUGGACUAGAUAAUUGGGAGCUUGGAUUAAAAAAAAAAGAGGGCAAAAUAGAGAGAAAGAGAGAAGGAACAAAAGGACAAAGGGACGGUUUUCGUGGCGCAUUGGAAAAACGUCGGCGGAUCGUGAAAAACGGUGGGAUUCACGCUACAACGACACACUUGGUUCUCCUCUAGUCGGAACUAGACUAUAGCAAAUAAACGUAGUAAAAUUGAAGGAAGAACUUCGAAUGCAAACAUAUCCGAAAAAAUUGUUGUCCAUAGCGAUUUUUGUUGCGCUUCUCUAGUUUCGCAAAAUUCUUUUAAAAAUCGUGUCCGAGAGAGAGAGAGCGCAACUCUUCGUCACGCGACUGAAAAGAUUUUCUUGUAUUUCAUCUUGCAUUAAUUUACAAUACACAUUCCCCUCCCCCUGUACUUUCUGACAGAUUUGUUCAAACUAAACAGAUUGAUUCGUUUUGAAGAAAAAGUUAAAAUACUCGUUCAAAAGUGAUUUUGUUUGAGAAUUCUGAACGAGUUUUAAAACCACAAAUAUUCUACAAUAAAAAAGCUAGUCACUACUUUAACGAAUCUGUAUAUAAUAUUAUUGAUGUAUUAGGAUCGAUUAGGAGAGAGAGAGAGAGAGAGAGAGAGAGAGAGAUCAGCAUGACUUCAUAAAUAUUUAUGUAUUACAUAUUUGUUAAAUAUCGUUUUUAUUUGUAUUUAUUGUAUUUAUUUAUAUACUCAAUUUAUGUUAAUUAUUUAUUUAAUCGUCGUUUUGUUGCAGAAAGUUUGUGAAUGUGCAGUUUGACACUAUUAGUUUUAAAGAAAUUCUAGUCACGUAACCGUUGCAUUUGGGAGCUUCGAGAAAGGAGAAGAUCGAUAGCGCGCGUUUCGGGGACUAAUCAAAACAUGAUUUUUAUACAUUUUUAACUAGCAUUUUUAACUAGCGAAUCAAUUACUUUGCAUUAGGUGUUCGUACAUCGUCGAGGCUCCUUCUAUAAGCUCCCCUUCGAUUUGCCAUUCGGUUACGCUGCUGAUAAAUUGCUCUCACGCGUGAGAGAUGCAAAGGGCGGUAGAAUUAUGUUUACACAGACGAGAUUAUUGCCUUAUGUUCGUCGUAUCUUUAAUAUUCUAGUAUGUGAAAUUGACUCGAGUACGAAAAGACUGCGUUAUUUGAUGCAUAUAAAGUUGGAUUGUGGAGAGAAAAGUUUCUUUAAAAAAAUAUAAACUGAUCUACCUUAUCCCCUAACCUUUCGAUAUUAUUAAUUAUUUCACCGUAAGUGGAAAAUAAAUAUAAUAUUCAGAGAAUAAUGUAAUUCCAAGUCAUUUAUGAUGUAAUUUCAAGUUAUCACGUUUAACAAAACUUCACAGUUAACGUAAUAUUUUUAUGACAAGAUAACUUGAAAAUUUCAAACAAUAUCGUCCAGCGUGUGCAUAUUUUUUUUUGCAAUUCUUUUCCAAUUUAACAUACAGAUUAGUGGCUCGAUGGCUUAAAUUUACAUUAUUCUCAAUGUUUUUAAAAACUACGUUUCCACGAAAGCAAAAAGAAAGACAAAUAAGAAUUUUUUACUUCAAGCUAUAAAUAUAACUUGCGUCGCUGCAUUUUUUUCCCGUUUAACAUCAUAUACAAGGUGUAUCACGAAUUCGUUAAGAUUUAUCGCAAUUUCUCCGCUAGCACACCUGCGUGAUUUACGUUGAUAUUUUUGUGCCAUCCACCGUAUUACAACGAUCACGCCGACAUUUUACACACUGUAUGUACUUAUGUAAUAAUAGUAGUAAAUUAUUUAUCACUCGUUUAAUGAUUACUCGACACUGUAUUGCGAGUAUGCGUCUGAAAUGAUAACGACAAUACCGCUUCAAUAACAAUUCGAUUCCUUGUCCUCCCCUCCCCCCAAAAAGAUUUGUUAUGGCUGAUAAUCAAUUAUACAUAAUCAAUGCAAAUUUAUCUCGCUGUUUUUACAUAUGACUUCUCAAGGGACCCGUGUAGAUACAACUUCGUGCGGUGACUGAUGACAAGGAGAAAUUAACAACUGUAUAAAAAAAA
Monomorium pharaonis (pharaoh ant) is the source of this 7639-nucleotide messenger RNA. It is a transcript of the gene Dab, whose product is annotated as protein disabled. The record is from RefSeq and is a predicted model, not a curated record. Bases 193 to 5553 code for a protein of 1786 amino acids. NCBI's taxonomy places the organism in Eukaryota, Metazoa, Arthropoda, Insecta, Hymenoptera, Formicidae. The transcript has 7 exons.